CUGAAGGAAGGGGCUCGUCCCCAGUUUAUUUCCUGUUGCUUUGAUAAAACACAGACCAAUCCAACACAGGGGAGGUCAGAGCUUUCUAGGCUCACACAUCCAGGUCACAGCCCAUCACAGAGGGAAGGCAGGGCAGGAAAGGAAGCAGAAACCUGAGGACAGGAACUGAAGCAGACGCCAUGGAGGAUUGCUGCUUACUGGUUUCCUUCCUGCGUCUGUUCAGCUAGCUCUUUACAACAAUUACGCCAUCUGCCUGGGGGCAGACCACCCUUGGUGGGUUAGCUGUCCCUCAGCUGAAGUUCUUAGUUGACAAUAAGGAACAGCUAUCAUAGGGACAAAGAAAAAUCUCAAGUCUCCUCUGCUCUCCUCGGGCUGAGGUUCAGACCUGGACGGAGAGGUGGACCUGAGGCUCAGUAGGGAUGCAGUAGAACUUUCUAGAAGUUCCUUCUCUACAUCUCCUCAGCAGCUGACACUGUAGGUACCAGACAGAGCAGGUCUUGGGGAGAGGUCUCUGCUGGGAGAGCACUUCAAGAGGAUGAUACCAAAGGAAAUUACUAAGUGCAGGUGGGCUAUGGGAUCCUGCCACUGAGUGUCCACUGCUUCUGCAGGAUGCAAGAAGGACAGAGACUACAAGCAAAACUUCCCAUUGUGGAAAGUCUCUUUGGCUCCCCACACUUAAUCCAUGGUCCUAACACUGGCAUAGGAAAACUACUCAAAGGGCCCGAGUGAAUUUUCACACAGCAGUCAGAAUACAUGUGGAGUUGAGAGGCAACAUGAAUUCCUUCUGUAGGAAAAGAAAGGAUUCUGCCUGGGCCCUGCUCCCUUGCUCCUCAACCAGCAGAAGGCUGUUGGCAUCUCAAUAAGGGGCCUGAGUUUGGGUCUGGGUCUGUGGGUACAGACAACGGCACUUCUGCUAAUCUCGGGGUAUCUCUAUACUAGAGUCCUGUGUAGUUACAGCCUUAGCUGUUUGUGGACUGUUAGAUUGAGAACAGUCGCUCUGGUACCCACAGGGGUGAGGUGUGGGCAGGUGUGCCCUGUAGGUAGGCACGGAAACUUACUGGCAAGCCUGGCUACCGGAGGAGGCUAGAGACAGAGUCUAGAGAGAUGAGGCCAGGAGCAGUUAUGAGCUCAGCCCCAGGGAAACCACCUGAUAGAUAAGGCUGGUGGAGGUCUUAGGAGGAAGAUUCCGAUACACACUUACUAUAGACCAUAUGCUUAGUGCGGUCACAUGGCUGGGAACAGGGGUAUAACUUAGCGAAGCUUCUUCUCUCCAAAGCCCUGGGGUUAAGCCAUAACACCAAAGCUGGGGAGACCUAGGAGAGACAUUCAGGAGAGAAAUCACUUGCAUUUAAGGUGUCAGUACAAUAUUACAGAGCGGAAGCUGCCAUGGGUCUCUUCCCUUCUGUGCUUCCAGAAGUUUAAGAGUCGGUACUGUAAUGAUCCAGGCUGGGAGCAAGUAAGUGGAUGUUCUCACGCCGACCCACAAGCAAGAACAGACAAGAGGUUUCCUGUGGUGCCGCCCUGCCUCUCCAUCUGCGUGAGGGAUGGAUUCCUGUGUGCGGAUGCGCCACGCAUGCCACAGCACAGGCAAACCUUCUUGUGGAUAGAACAUCACUGUCCAGGCAACAGGACCCUGGUGCUGUCAGGUGGGCAGCUUCUCACAUUCCUCACCACCAAAUAAGUAGAGAUUGGUUGUUAAAUGUUCCACGUUUUAGGACUACCCUGGAAAAAGUCAUGGUUUACACAAAGAUAAAUUAUAGUGGAGAUAGGAUUUCUUCAUUUUUCAAAGGACUGUCAGUUUUAAAAAGCAAAUCACCAUAGCGUGAGCCAUGGCUUACCCCAACAUUUGCCUCCACAGUUCAGGGACACUAGCAUUAUUAAAUAAGAAGGAGGGCAGGCAUAUUAAGAAUUGAAAGUGCCCAUACUGGCUGAGAUUCUAGAGUUAGUGCUAAAACUCUGGGGUUCAAGAAAAACCAUGCUAGCAAAUAAAAUAGCCUUGAUGGCUCCGGAGACCUGUAGGUCUGAGAAUCGAGUAUCUCUGGCGUUUUCACAAAGUUCUCUCACAUAGCUUGCUUCAGUGUGAGUGAAUGAGCUGUUCUGAGAACUCUAGGUGGAGGGGAGGAAUUGGAAGCGUCUACAGAUGGAAGCCCAGAUCUGUCUGUCUGUCUGUCUGUGUCGAAGAUGACAUGAACAGGAACCCAUGUUAGCUCACUGUCUGCUUCCUCAAACCUAGUGCCUGACACGGGAGGUAGCACACAUGGAUGAUGAUUUUGGCGCAAUAUCCGUGCAAGCUGGGUUUGGGAGGUAUAAACGUGUUUAAGACAAAGUUCGCCCCCCUCCCCAACAACGUCUGGGAAGACAUCAGACUAAAGCGACUGGUGGUGCACAGUAUCUGGUCGAGAAGCAGCUUGUGUUAGGAAAAAGGUAAAAAACAAAAACAGAACGAGACAGGUGCCCCAUCGCGGAGAGCAAGUCAGAAUUUUGGGUCCAUCUGCUGGGUAGACAGUUUUGUAGAAUGCGUUCUCAGUGGAACUUUUGACGUUUACAGUUUUAGAGUCUCUUAGUACUCCUCUCUGGUGAGCGCGGGGAAAUUUGCAUAUGUGGCAUAGAGGAGGGGACAGGGAUAGCCCCAAUUUGCAGGGCCGCUCUCCUCCCGUGCCGGUGACGCUUGCCAACUUCGCAGAGGUCUGGACCAAGCGCGCAGUCAUAUUUUCAGAGAACUUAACAGAUUUGCAGCAGAUGACCGAUGAUCAGGACUGUGCUGCGGAGCUGGAAAAGGUGGAUUCUUCCAGCGAAGACGGAGUUGACGCCAAGCCAGACCGCUCCUCUAUCAUCUCCUCUAUUCUCUUGAAGAAGAAGAGAAAUGCCUCUGCGGGCCCCGUCAGGACCGGCCGGGACCGAGUGCCCACUUAUCUGUACCGCAUGGAUUUCCAGAAGAUGGGUAAAUGCAUCAUCAUAAACAACAAGAACUUCGACAAAGCGACAGGUAUGGACGUCCGGAAUGGGACGGACAAAGAUGCAGGGGCCCUCUUCAAGUGCUUCCAAAACCUGGGUUUUGAAGUAACCGUCCACAAUGACUGCUCUUGUGCAAAGAUGCAAGAUCUGCUUAGAAAAGCCUCUGAGGAGGACCACAGCAACUCGGCCUGCUUCGCCUGCGUCCUGCUGAGCCACGGGGAAGAGGACCUGAUUUACGGGAAAGAUGGCGUGACACCCAUAAAGGAUCUGACAGCUCAUUUUAGGGGAGACCGAUGCAAAACCCUGUUAGAGAAACCCAAACUCUUCUUCAUUCAGGCAUGCCGAGGGACGGAGCUCGAUGAUGGAAUCCAGGCUGACUCGGGGCCCAUCAACGACAUUGACGCUAAUCCCCGCAACAAGAUCCCGGUGGAAGCCGACUUCCUCUUUGCUUACUCCACGGUUCCAGGUUAUUACUCAUGGAGGAACCCAGGGAAAGGCUCCUGGUUUGUGCAGGCCCUCUGCUCCAUCCUGAAUGAGCAUGGCAAGGACCUCGAGAUCAUGCAGAUCCUGACCAGGGUGAACGACAGGGUGGCCAGGCACUUCGAGUCCCAGUCUGAUGAUCCACGCUUCAACGAGAAGAAGCAGAUCCCGUGUAUGGUGUCCAUGCUCACCAAAGAGCUGUACUUCAGCCGUUGACCACCCUUCAGCUGAGAACCUGCCGCCGUUCGUUGAUGAAUCCAGUUUUUAUUUUAUUUUUGUUCCGAUGCUCUCAAAAUAUCCAGAAAUGUUGAGGGGAUUUAAUUUCAGGAAAGUCUAGAUUUUUUUUUUUUUGUUUAAUAACUUUGUUCAUCUGAUGACUUCAUGCUCUUCCUCUAAGGUUGAUUUCCUGUUUCUGUUUCUUUUUUUCUUUGUCGUCUCGCUGAGUGCAUGCUGUGAGCAUGACCUCUGGAGAAGACAUUGGCAAUGACGUCUCAGUUGAACUUGGCAAAGAGAAUCCCAGCUCUUGAUGAAAGAAUACAGCUGCGACACCUGUUGGCCUCCAUUGGCAAAGGUGGCUGCUGAGUGGUUGUUCUCAGUGGCUUAGGGCAGAUUUUUAAGCCGACCUUCCCAGGUGGCUGAGAGAAGACGACAGUUAAUAUUCCAGUAUAUAGAACCCAAUCCAGAAAAUAAGCCAUCCUAGGAAUAUCGGUGCAGAAGGGUCAAUACAGGGAAUUCACUUACUCGGGUAAUUGAGAGACAGUCAAUCCCGUUACCUCACAUGCCUCUGUGGGGCUGUAAGAGGACUUCGGUUCCCUUGUCAUCAGUAAGAACUGUGGCAGGGCAGCCUUCUAGAGACUAGAACCAUGGAGGACUAUGGUGAUUGGAGCCAGGCUCAGGACAAGCCACUGCCUGAGAUGGAAACCAAGCCAGAACUGAGUCAGACACCAAAGGCCUCCCCAGGCCUGUGCCCAUAUCCACCAGCGCCUUAUAAUUCCAAGGUGCCUGAAAGCCAACUAGUGAGGGCCUAGGGACCAUGCUACCCUGUGCUACAGAGCAGAGGAAGGGAUAGCAAAGCAGGGGUAGUGGUGGGGGUAAACUUGGCUCAAAAUGUGAAUUAAAUAACCAUGUCCUCUGGCGUGCUACAAUGUAUUCAUUCACUAUUCACUGAUUUGUCAGAUCAUCCAUCCACACAGGUGCUGAAGAGUAACCCAUUUCACUUUGUAUACAAGAUAAUGUUUUUGUACUUCAAAUACAUCUGGAAUUCUUUCAAAUAUUCCAAGAUUUUUUUUUUUUCUGAAUAAUCUUUGGUUACCUCUGGUUCUACAAAUGACAAUUUAGGCGAAGAUCUUAGCAGUUUCUUUCCAAGGUAUCAUUUUCUUUGGAAUUCGUUAUACAUUCCUGUUUUUCCCACCUAAUAAAUGGUUGACAGAUGUUCCUAUUUAUUGAUUAAAAUGUGUUUCAGAAACUCC
Messenger RNA from Mus musculus (house mouse), 4904 nucleotides. It is a transcript of the gene Casp7, whose product is annotated as caspase 7. Gene Ontology annotation, biological process: cellular response to lipopolysaccharide; proteolysis; protein maturation. Lineage: Eukaryota; Metazoa; Chordata; Mammalia; Rodentia; Muridae. Gene Ontology annotation, molecular function: cysteine-type peptidase activity; RNA binding; cysteine-type endopeptidase activity. The record is from RefSeq and is a predicted model, not a curated record. The transcript is spliced from 7 exons. Bases 2599 to 3651 code for a protein of 350 amino acids. Gene Ontology annotation, cellular component: nucleus; cytoplasm; extracellular region.